This is a messenger RNA of Thlaspi arvense, 537 nucleotides long. The record is from the annotation of a GenBank genome assembly. NCBI's taxonomy places the organism in Eukaryota, Viridiplantae, Streptophyta, Magnoliopsida, Brassicales, Brassicaceae.
AUGCGCCCUCUGCACCCUUUAAGCCCUUCUGCGUCUCCUUCGCCGGAGCAAGGAACACCAGCAUCUCACUCUCUCGCCGAGCUUCUCUCCGCUCUGUCUCUGGCGGCAAUCCUCUCCGAAGCUUUAGCAGAGAACAACGAAGGGAAGAUUGCUGAGAUAGAAGCAUCACUAAAGUCCAUUGAAGAUGAAAAGUUUCAGCUUGAAGACAAAGUCGCCUCUUUGUCUAGUGAACUAUCGGUGGAGAGGGAUCGGCUGAUAAGAAUCAGUGCAGAUUUCGACAACUUCAGGAAGAGGACGGAGAGGGAAAGGCUAAACCUUGUUUCGAAUGCUCAGGGAGAGGUCGUGGAGAAUCUUUUGGCUGUUUUGGAUAAUUUCGAGAGAGCUAAAUCCCAAAUUAAGGUGGAGACUGAGGGAGAAGAGAAAGUCACCAACAGCUACCAGAGCAUAUACAAGCAGUUUGUAGAAAUUCUUGGCUCGCUUGGUGUUGUCACUGUGGAGACAGUGGGCAAGCUCUUUGAUCCGAUGGUAAGUUACUAA